Messenger RNA from Didymodactylos carnosus, 648 nucleotides. NCBI's taxonomy places the organism in Eukaryota, Metazoa, Rotifera, Eurotatoria, Philodinida, Philodinidae. The record is from the annotation of a GenBank genome assembly.
AUGGCCGAAAGACGUUUUACAAUUCAAUCUGAUCCACGUGGCAUACUUACUGGAGAUACUACUAAUCCAUUAAUUACUAGGGAUGAUACUCAAACGAAGAAGACUGGAACAGCUGGUGGACUACAGAUGCCUGGUACAGGCACAACACAAGGAACAGUUGCCGGUUCUGCUGUCGGUACAAUAUCUGAUUCUCAACAACAACCACAGCUACGUCGUCAAUCUGUCUUUCGUCGUUUAUCAAUGUCUAUGGGUAGUAGAAAAUCAAGUAUGAAUUUGUUACCAACAACCAUUCGUCCAAACACAUUUCGUAUGGAACCCGAAAAUGAAUAUCGUUUUCGUCCGUAUCGUGUACAACCGAAAGUAAUGGAAAUAUUAAUUGAGCAAUUGAAAGAUAAAUUCUAUAAUCCACAAACUGUCACUGAACUUGUCAAAGAUGUAUCACGUAACGUUCACAUGUUAAUGAAAAAUUUUCCUAUUCCACGAUAUAAAAUAAUCGUUCAAACAGUUAUUGGACAGAAGUAUGGACAAUUAAUCCGUGUUGCAAGUCGAUGUUUAUGGGAUGUGAAAACUGACAACAUGAUAUCUGUUAAUUAUGAAACAAAAGAUAUGAUUGCUAUUGUUACAGUGUACGCAAUUUAUUUUGAAUAA